Messenger RNA from Oryza brachyantha (malo sina), 2111 nucleotides. RefSeq names its product lysophospholipid acyltransferase LPEAT2. The record is from RefSeq and is a predicted model, not a curated record. The transcript has 13 exons. NCBI's taxonomy places the organism in Eukaryota, Viridiplantae, Streptophyta, Magnoliopsida, Poales, Poaceae. Gene Ontology annotation, molecular function: lysophosphatidylethanolamine acyltransferase activity; calcium ion binding. The coding region runs from base 52 to 1707 and encodes 551 amino acids. Gene Ontology annotation, biological process: phospholipid metabolic process.
GCCUCGCCUCGCCUCGCCUCCAUUGCUGGCCUUCUCCUCCCUCCGCCGCCCAUGGCUUCUCCAAACCCUAGCCCCACCUCCCUCUCCGCGCCGCUCCUCUCCUCCGACUCCAUCACGCCCACCGUCGCCAACGGCCACGCGCACCGCCACCACCACCACCGCGGCGACGACGACGACGCGUCGGUGUGCGAUGGCGAGGGAGGGGGAGGAGAGCCGUUCGCGUUCCUAUCGGAGGACGGGUCGCCGUGGCGGGGCCGGGCGUCCCCCGCCGACCCGUUCCUCAACGGGACGCCGGCGUGGUGCGGGGCGUACGAGCUUGUGAAGGUGCUGGUGUGCGCGCCCGUGGCGGCGCUGAGGCUGGUGCUGUUCGGGGUUUCCAUCGCGGUGGGCUACGCCGCCACGUGGGUGGCGCUCCGUGGGUGGGUCGACGUGCGGGAGCGGGCGCAGGAGGGGGCCGGCCCCAUGCCGGCGUGGCGCCGCCGGCUCAUGUGGAUCACGCGGAUCUCCGCGCGCUGCAUCCUCUUCUCCUUCGGAUACCAUUGGAUAAGGAAGAAAGGAAGGCCUGCGCCUAGAGACCUUGCACCUAUAGUUGUCUCAAAUCAUAUAUCAUACAUAGAACCUAUAUACUUCUUCUAUGAGUUGUUCCCGACCAUUGUUUCUUCAGACUCUCAUGAUUCCAUACCAUUUGUUGGAACGAUUAUUCGAGCCAUGCAGGUUAUAUAUGUUGACAGAUUCUCGCCAGCUUCAAGGAAGGCUGCUGUGAAUGAAAUAAAGAGAAAGGCAGCUUGCAAUAGUUUCCCGCGUGUCUUGUUAUUCCCGGAAGGCACUACAACAAAUGGGAAGUUCCUGAUUUCAUUCCAACAUGGUGCAUUCAUACCUGGCUACCCUGUUCAACCUGUUAUUGUACGCUAUCCACACGUGCACUUUGAUCAAUCAUGGGGAAAUAUAUCGUUAGGAAAGCUCAUGUUCAAGAUGUUUACCCAGUUUCACAAUUUCAUGGAGGUAGAGUACCUUCCUGUUGUUUACCCACCUGAGAUCAAGCAAGAGAAUGCCCUUCAUUUUGCAGAGAACACUAGCUAUGCUAUGGCACAUGCACUUAAUGCUAUUCCAACCUCUUAUUCAUAUGGGGAUUCAAUGAUCAUGGCUCGAGCAGUGGAAGCAGGAAAGGCGAACUGCUCGAAUUACAUGGUGGAAAUGGCUUGGGUAAAAGAAACAUAUGGUGUGAACACAUCAGAAGCAAUGGCACUCUUGGAAGACUUUUUGGCUAUGAACCCAGACAAGGAUGGACGUGUGAAUGCAAAAGAUUUUUGGGCUCAUUUUGGCCUUAAUUGCACUGCACUAUGCAAGAAGAUAUUUCAGUACUUCGAUUUUGAAGCCAAGGAAUCGAUCACAUUCCGUCAGUUCUUGGUCGGAUGUGCACACCUAAGGAAGCAGCCAUUGUUCCAGGACACCUGCGAAACCGCCUUUGAGAAGUGCAGGCAUCCCGGAGCAUCUGACAUCGGCAGGGACCAGCUCGCCGAUGUCCUGCGGUCAAGCAUGCUUCAGCUGACCGAUGAUGGGAUGAUGAAGCUAUACGAGACGUUGGACGUCGAUGAUGACGACAGAAUCAGCAAGGAUGAUCUGAUGGCAUCCCUUGCGAAGCUCCCCUUCAUGAUCGCCCUCUUCGCCGGGCGGAUCAACGGGGAGGUCUACAUCGAGAUAGUUUGAAAUGAUGGAUUGAUCGGAUUUCAGGAGAGCAAAGGGGUGGAUGGAGUUUGUAACGCGGGGAAACAGUAUACAAAACCUCCGUUUGUUUUUAGAGGGAAAUAUGGUUUCCACCGUUCCAGCCACGUAGCUCUCUCACUAACCAGCCGACCAGUAUAGUGCGGCAAUUUUGUUUGAUAUCUUAUUAUAUUAUACACAUUUAUAUGAUCCAUAGAAAGUUCAAAGCUGUCGUGGGAUGGCACGUUGGAUUGUGCAUAUGGAUACUAUACCAAUAUUGGUCAAACCGAGUGUGCACAUAGAAAGCAUUUUGUAAGCCUUGAUCAUGUAACAAACUUUUGUUUUUGUUCUUUUGUUUUUUGGCUAACUGGAUGGAAGUAUCUGUUUCCUAUCUGUUCUUUUGUUAUUUG